Molecule: messenger RNA, 1272 nt
Organism: Poecilia latipinna (sailfin molly)
Lineage: Eukaryota; Metazoa; Chordata; Actinopteri; Cyprinodontiformes; Poeciliidae
Product: DNA-directed RNA polymerase, mitochondrial-like
Exons: 4
Biological process (GO): mitochondrial transcription
Cellular component (GO): mitochondrial DNA-directed RNA polymerase complex
Molecular function (GO): mitochondrial promoter sequence-specific DNA binding; DNA-directed RNA polymerase activity
Source: RefSeq, a predicted model, not a curated record
GUGUGCAAUGUCCUUCCAAGGGAGCAGUGGUGCAAACUGGAGAUGGAGCAGAGUUCAGGACCCACGCUACAGGGCGCAGAGACAAGUUGGCCGUAUGUUCUAAUGCUGGAGCUGGGAACCUUCAUUGUGGACAUAAUGGUGAAGAAUCUUAAAAUUAACAGUGACAUCCUGAACCCCGCCUAUGACAAAAAGCUCAUCCCCAUCCUCUACCACAUGUAUACCUUCCGCAGCACCAGACAGGUUGGCUUCAUCAAGCCACACCCCAUCUUGACACAGAUGCAGCAGGAAGCCAUGGAGACCACGCUGACCUUUGACUCGUCAGUGAUGCCGAUGCUGUGCCCUCCGGUGCCGUGGACAUCGGAGAAGUUCGGCGCCUACCUGCUCACCCCGGCCAAGCUGAUGCGCGCCACGCACGGGGCCACGCAGCACGAGGAACUGCUGGAGAAGUGUCCGAAUCUCCACCCGGUUUUUGACUCGCUCAACCAGUUGAGUAAUUGCGCCUGGAGGGUCAACAAGCCAAUUCUGGACAUAAUCAUCUCGAUCUUUAACGACCGGGGCAGCGAUAAGCUGGACAUCCCUCCGCCUCUGUCAGAAGCCCCUAAAAUACCCCACUUCAACCCUCAAGACCCCGACUACACAGCCAGCGAGAAGGCACACAUGAAACGAGAGGUGAUCAAUGCCAAGAAGAAGUGCAGCGAGAUGCACAGCCUGCGAAUGGACGCUCUUUAUAAACUCUCCAUUGCCCACCACAUGCGGGACAAGCUGUUCUGGUUUCCCCACAACAUGGACUUCAGGGGCCGCACCUACCCAUGUCCCCCGUAUUUCAAUCACUUGGGGAGUGAUGUGACUCGGGCGACGCUCGUGUUCGCUGAGGGGAAGCCUCUUGGUCCCAAGGGUUUGGACUGGCUGAAGAUUCACUUGGUCAACUUGACGGGGCUGAAGAAGAGGAGCUCACUGCAGGGACGUCUGGAAUACGCCGACAGCAUCAUGGAGGACAUCCUGGACUCUGCAGAUGACCCUCUGAACGGCAAAAAAUGGUGGAUGGAGGCCGAUGAGCCAUGGCAGGCACUGGCCUGCUGCAUGGAGAUCGCCAACGCAGUCCGGUCACCGGAUCCAACUAAGUUUGUCUCUCACUUUCCUGUUCACCAGGACGGCUCCUGCAACGGCCUCCAGCACUACGCAGCUCUUGGCAGAGACGUUAUCGGUGCGACUUCAGUCAACCUCAUGCCCUGCGAGGUGCCCCAGGAUGUGUACAGCGGCGUAGCCCAGCAG